Protopolystoma xenopodis is the source of this 717-nucleotide messenger RNA. The record is from the annotation of a GenBank genome assembly. Lineage: Eukaryota; Metazoa; Platyhelminthes; Monogenea; Polystomatidea; Polystomatidae.
CCAAACCGGCUGUCCUGCUGUCUGCUUGGGCCGGACAUCUUGUCUGGCUGCACCUAUUGCCAGGCGCCCCACCCCGAGCCAAGCCCCAGCCUCGCGCCACCCCGAGCACACGCUAGCAGCCGUAACGACGGCCAGAUAGGCUCGUCGCGCAGUCGCCCCAGCGACAGCGUGUCGGGUCGUCGGGCGACUGACAGCCACCGGGAUGGCCGACCGGGCGAGUGCCAACCAACGCCCUGCACAGUCUGUGACUUGACUGGCAGACGAGACCGGCCCAGUCCCGGGCACCGCACAACGGCCUGGAUUUUGAGUCAUUCACGAACCGUCGAGCGCCCACAACGCAGAUUCGGCCGAGACGCCGACGAGAAGAGCCGCUGUCAACAGGACUCUUUCGGCCGCUUCUGGAUUAAUCCCCUCGAAUGCUCUUGCCUCCGUCUCAGUCGUCCCAUCUCUCCUCCACUCGCCGAUCCGCCAACUGACACUCGACCCUGGCACACCCAACCUGUGUACAGCCAUAGCCUUCCACAGAGUCACACUGUCCAACGAAACGCCUUCUCUGCUGCCCAGUCUGAGGUAAGUGGGGCACAAUUCCCCCAUCUAGCCAUGGUCUGGCAAUACUACUCACUUCGAGUGCAACAAAUGUUUGAGCUCAACACCGACCCGCUGGCUGAGAUCGCUUCGAGUCCCGUUGGGGGCGAAUGUAGUCGUGUAGAUUUUUAA